UCAACACAGCUCAGCUUCAUUCGCUCUUCAAGAAGGGGUCUUUAAAUGCCGAUCGAAGUACUCAAACAAACUUUAUACCAACGUUAAAAUAACUAGUGAGCUUUCGUAGAGUGAACGGUCCAUUGCUCCAUAUAGCGCUCCGACGUGCCGCUUAAAUUAGUCCUAUAGUUUAUUUUACAGUUAAAAGUGUUGUUUUUUUCCGCUGUUGUUCUGGUAUCUUCGCUGAGGCUAAUGUCAGUCAGUCAGACCAACUCAUGUGUUUGAACUUCUUCAGAGAACGAGUCCAGUCCCGGUGACAGCAGCAGAGCGAGCUGUGUGUUCCGCUGUUCCAACUCCUCUUCAAUCUAUCAUCAUGAGCUUGUCCAAAGAGUGAAAACGGAAAUUGGAAACGAAAGUGUUUUUUUUUUAAAGUACAAACGAAGAUAUCUUCCCAACCCAAGGUGUUUUAGUGGGUGUUGUCUGAAGGAGUCAUGGAGCCUUCACCGGACCUCAGGGAACAUACGGUGAAGACAUCACACAACGACUCCCAUGUUCCAGACCACUCAGACACCAGGCCUAUGGAGAUGCAAGACCUAGCCAGUCCUCAUAACAGUUUGGUGGGCGGAGACUCAUCAGGCUCCAAGCUGACAGGUUCCUCUGUCACUACCAACGGAACUGGAGGAGAGACCAUGACUAUUCUAAACACGGCUGAUUGGCUGCUGGGCUGCAGUAGCCCGCCACCUGGCCACAGUGGAAAGGACUAUGUCAAAACAGAACCUAAUAACAUCAGUGAGACAGCCAGGACUACAGGAGACACAACACUGGACAGCUACGCAGGAUCAGUCAUUACCAGCAGUGGAUACAGCCCUCCAUCUGCACACCAGUACUCCCCACCAAUCUACCCCUCCAAGCCGUACCCCCACAUCCUGUCCACACCAGCAGCCCCGCCCAUGCCAGCGUACGCCGGCCAAUCCCAGUUCACUAGCAUGCAGCCGUCGACCGUCUACACCGCAUACUCCCAGACUGGCCAGGCCUACGGACUGUCUACCUACGACCUGGGUGUGAUGCUACCAGGUAUGAAGACAGAGGGGGGUCUCUCCCAAACCCCCUUACAGACCAGCCUCAACUACACGCCACAGCCUGGACAGACAGCCUACUCACCAUAUCAGAUGCCAGGGUCCAGUUUCACGUCAUCAUCUGGUCUGUACUCCAGUAACAACUCUGUGUCCAACCCAGCCAACUACACUGCUUCACAGCAGGUACCUGUGUGUAUGCGUGCAUGGGUGUGUUUUGGUGUGUUUUGGUGUGCGUGCAUGGGUGUGUUUUGGUGUGUGUGUGUGUGUGUUUUUGGUGUGUGUAUGUAAGUGUCUAUAACAAGCAUUCUUAAACCUCAACAACAACACAAGUCUAUCCCUACUGUGG
Molecule: messenger RNA, 1401 nt
Organism: Oncorhynchus nerka (sockeye salmon)
Lineage: Eukaryota; Metazoa; Chordata; Actinopteri; Salmoniformes; Salmonidae
Product: eyes absent homolog 4-like
Exons: 10
Coding region: 471-1343 (290 amino acids)
Biological process (GO): anatomical structure development; positive regulation of DNA repair; cell differentiation
Cellular component (GO): nucleus
Molecular function (GO): protein tyrosine phosphatase activity
Source: RefSeq, a predicted model, not a curated record